Molecule: messenger RNA, 2421 nt
Organism: Aricia agestis (brown argus)
Lineage: Eukaryota; Metazoa; Arthropoda; Insecta; Lepidoptera; Lycaenidae
Exons: 9
Coding region: 99-1787 (562 amino acids)
Biological process (GO): G protein-coupled receptor signaling pathway; cell surface receptor signaling pathway
Cellular component (GO): plasma membrane
Molecular function (GO): G protein-coupled receptor activity
Source: RefSeq, a predicted model, not a curated record
CCACGGAAAUAAACAGUGGAUUAAUUAUUCAUAUCAAUUAGCUAAGGCACAACGCGAUUUGAUUUUGUAAAUGGGGAAGAGAACCGCUCAGUAUUAACAUGUUCCACAAACUAGUGUUUUCUGUUUUGUAUACAAUUAUUUUUAUACAGUGUUUAUUAGAAACUACUGAAUGUUCCCAACAAAAUAAAACUUUACACCACACUCGAAAGGCCAGUUUAGAGAAUAAUGUUUUUAAAAGGCAAAAAUUAGCCUAUCGAUCCUUCCAGCCUGUUGCUCCGAAGGCCCGAAAAAAUUUCUACCCAAGAAUAGAAGAAAGAAACGACUACGAUCUUAAUGCUUACGAUACCGAGUAUGGUGGAGUGGUAUCUAAUUUCACAUCCUCGAUAUACGAUGACAAUCCGCCUUUAUAUCCGAAUCCUGAAACCAUAUCAAAACAUAAUAAAGGAUCUAAUAACAAACAGGUCGAAAAGAAGACUCAAGAGCCUGAAGUUGAAUUACCAGAUGAUUCGCUGGCAGACGCUGACUUGAAGGAGCACAACAUGAUUGAUAGUAUCACCUACCUAUAUGGAUUUAAUAAUUGCCACGGAGGACGAAAUGAAUGGAUGAUAUUGAUUUUUAUAGCAAGUGGGUUGUCUGUGAUAUGUCCAGUAGUUACUCUAUUAUGGCUUAUGUAUAACAAAACUGCCUCAGAAUUUCGAAGCUCGAGCAAAAUUUACCCCAUCAUAACAAAUCUAUGCUGCUGCCUUAUGACUUGUGCUACUAUUUAUAUACAAGCAAUAAUGGGCUCAUCUUCACCUACGCGAUGUGAGAGGAUAGCUCUGGUGUUGCACUACACACAUAUCUCGUGUUCUAUGUGGAUAGUGGCACUGGCCGCAGCGGUCGCUGAGUAUAGCUUAUACGAAUCAGUCUUACCCCUGAAAUACAAUUAUUUAUUAGCCUAUGGUGUACCAGCUGUGAUUGUUAUGUUUUCCUAUGCUCUCUCUUUGGAACAUUACGAGAUAAAGAACUAUUGCUGGAUGUCAAUAGAGAAAGGCAUGGUGAUGGGUUUCAUGAUACCGGCCAUGAUACUGAUCGUAAUAAACACAGGAAUCGUAAUUGUCGGAUUGCAGAGCGUGAAUAGGAAACAUUCGGAAAUGCUAGCGUCUAAGAUACAGGAGCUUGUCGAUCAUCAUGUGGCCAACUGGCCGAAGGAUCAGAAUGAAAACGAUGAGAAUAUUGAGCAUAAUUUCUCGCCAAGCACAAGCAGAAAGAACACAGACAGUACCGACACAUUGGAUAAAGAGUAUGAUGAGGAUGACUGCCAAUACCCGGAAACUAGUGAUGGUGCAAACGACAAUAAUUUAAAAGAGAUCAACGACUACUUAAAAACACUACACGACAAGGGUUUUCUGAACAUGCUUUACAUGGAUAACCUGUCGUUCAAAUGGAGUUGGAAUACUGAGGGCAAUCAAUUGAAGACAUACUUGAAUUUGUGUCUGGUGUUGGAGCCGUUCUUCGCGAUAAACUGGGUAAUGGGUGUGGUUGCUAUUGAGAACGCAAAUCAUUGGUCCACGCCGGGUAUUUACUUGAUUCUAGUUUUGUCGAUGCACAUAUAUUUAGCGGCUACUGUAAUGACUACAUUACCGAUAGUUCAGAAUAAAAAUACGGAAUGUUGCGAAGAUGUCGUCAUUGAACAAUCACUGCCGCGGUCAAGGACCACCGACGACAUACCACUUUUGGACCCAACUGUUCAGCAACCGAGCGUUACCCUUGCACCGGCAGACACAAUAAGUACCAUAAGUAUAUAAACUAGUAUAUAAUUUCGCGUCAGGGAUUUAAUAAAAUAAUCGACUGUCUUCAAGUAGUAGAAUAGUCCAACGUUUAAUGGUAAUAUUUAUUAAGUGGCAACACUAAAUAAAAAUUAGGGGAAAUCUUCUGCAAGUCACAGUCCACAGAAGUUUUUUUUAAUGAAUACUGAAUAGUACCGUACGUACCGAGAGAUUGAAUUUUGUAAAUAAUUUCGUAUCGAAAUUAUGGUAAAAUAUUGUAUGCAAAAUCUAUAAGUAAUGAGUUUGAAAUGUGUUCUAAAUUUUUAUCUAUUUAUCUCCUAAAGUUCUAAAACUGUAGAUUUCUUAUUACAAAUAAGCAGUCUAAUACGAUACAAUUUAUUAUAAUAAGUACGAUUAGUAAACUAUUUCUGUAAAAAAAUUAAGCCAGAUUACAGCCCAAACAGUAAAAUAGAGAUACAGGACAGUAUCGAAACAAGACGAUCAUAAUAAUUUAACUUUGAUAUUUGGUAGCGAAAAUGCACGCACAUUGCAAUUUGCACAGUUGAGUAAAUUGAAUGUUUAGCUGUUAGCAGAUUCCACGAUCUUAUGGCCUAAUUUUUUAACGAAUUAUUUACAAAUUACAAGUCAUUAAGCAUUAAUUGAACUUUAUAUA